CAGCCUCUCUCUCUCUUCCUCAUUAUUCAAACUAUGGAGAUGAACGGCGAUCAACCGCCGCUGAUCUGGCCGCAGUUUGAGUCCAACGGAUACACUCGCCGGCGAUCACCGACUCCGACGAUGUUCGUUCCAGCGAUGAUCGGAAUGAUUUCAGCUGCUAUUUUUCUUCUGUUCAUGACCUUCGUCGUCCCUCCGUUUCUCUCAGUCACAUCUCAGAUUCUUCAGCCAGCUUCGGUGAAGAGAGGAUGGGACUCGAUCAACGUAGUCUUAGUAGUUUUCGCGAUCCUCUGCGGAGUACUCGCUAGACGAAACGACGACGUAUCGUCUCCCUCUUCACACGGCCAAGAAGAAGAAGAAAUUGUCACGAGCCGUGAAGAUAUUAAAAACUCUACUUCCUCGCCUGAGAUUUCGCAUGAGUGGUUCGAUGAUGACGUGUAUAACGCUGAUAGGCUAAAGAUCUACGAGAGUUUUAGUAACCGGAGCUUCUCGCCUAGUUUACCGGUUACCCGAACCGUACCGUUAAGGCGUAGCAGUACGUCGUAUCCUGAUUUAAGAAACGGAGUUCUCAGGGAGAGUGAUGACCGGCGUUUCCGGUUCUACGAUGAUUUCGAAAUCGAUAAGUACCGAUCGCAAUCAACGGUGGUGAUUGACGAACAACUUCAGAGUCUUCCUAAAACUGAAAUCGAAGAAACUGAACCUAAGGAGAUUCAAGUAGAUAAGUUCAUUGUAAGGCCGUCUUCUCCUCCGCCGCAACAACCAUCACAACCACCACUACCUCCUCAACCGUCGCCCGUUGAAGUAGUGCAGAAGCCGAGAAGGACUCAUCGUUCUGUUAGAAACAGAGAAACGCAAGAAAAGCCGAGACGAAGUGAGACUAACUCUGAUUCCACCAGAUUUAAACGAACGUUGCGACCUCCUCCUUCACCUCCUCCGCCUCCACCUCCUCCACCGCCUCCGCUUAUAACCGCCACGCCACCGAGGACUCUUCAGCGAAGAAAGAGCAAUGCGGCUAAAGAGAUCAAAAUGGUUUUUGCUUCACUGUAUAACCAAGGGAAGAGGAAGAAGAAGAAGCUUCAGAAACAUAAGAGAAAAGAAGAAACUGAAUCUCCGGCGACGGAACCGCCGCAAUAUCGAUCGUCAAUUCCACCACCGUCUCCGCCGCCACCUCCACCACCUCCACCUCCGCCGCCACGAUCGUCACAGUCAGUGUUCUACGGACUGUUCAAGAAGGGAGUGAAGAGCAAAAAGAUUCACUCCAUUCCGGCGCCGCCGCCACCUCCGCCGCCGAGGAUGUCACCGUUGGCUCCUCAGACACCACCGCGGAGAGCGAAAUCCGGUAGACCUCCGCGUCCGACGAAACCGACAAACGAAGAGAGCUACCAAAGAUCUCCGUUGAUCCAAACUACGCCGCCUCCACCUCCUCCGCCUCCGUUUCGGGUCCCGCCGAUAAAGUUCGUGGUGAGUGGUGACUUCGCGAAGAUACGGAGUAAUCAGAGCUCAAGGUGUAGCUCACCUGAGCGAGAAGUGAUUGAUGUUGGCUGGGGUCUUGAACUUACACAAUCUGUCGGUGGAGAUGAUAACAACGCCGCCGUAAGUACUGGUGGUGGUGGUGCCGGGACGGGGUUCUGCCCUAGCCCGGACGUUAACACGAAAGCUGACAACUUCAUCGCCAGGCUAAGAGACGAGUGGAGGCUCGAUAAGAUCAACUCUGUGAAAGGGAAAAGGAACAUGAGCUCCUCCGUGUAAAGGACCAUUAUGAAAACGGCCUAGUUUUUUCUCCUUUUCAUAUUUUGCCUGCCCUACAAGCAACGUAAUAGCAUCAUAAAACAAAAUAUCUUCAAGCAAAGCAAAUGGGUAAAUGUUCAUAUGGCAGAGACGAUUGUUCGAAUUUGAAGUUCCGGGUAAUAUUGGUAUUACCGGUAAAGUAUAUAGCCUAGAACCGGCUGGUACUUUUUUAGUUUAACCGAUGGUGGGCCUUUUGUUUGGUGUGUUUCUUUCUUUUAAAUCUCGGUUUGGAGUUUCCGAUAAAAAGAAAUUGAGAUGACUUGGUGGUGUUAGAAAUGUUAGUAGGUGAUAUUGAUGUAUGUAUGGCCCAGUUAUAUGGAUAUACAGUUGUGGGCUCUUAGUUUUGUUGGGCCUACCUAUUGUGAUCUUUUACCUCUCUUACAUUGAAAAUGUUUUUUAAAUAUUGUUAUUUUUCACGAUAUGCUUGUACUAGGUAUUUUUUUAAUUUUUGGAAUUUGAUUCCUCUUGGAAUUUGUACUAGCUUCUGCAAGGGUUUCUUGGUAGAAGCUCA
This is a messenger RNA of Eruca vesicaria subsp. sativa (arugula), 2296 nucleotides long. Lineage: Eukaryota; Viridiplantae; Streptophyta; Magnoliopsida; Brassicales; Brassicaceae. The record is from the annotation of a GenBank genome assembly.